Penicillium lagena is the source of this 189-nucleotide messenger RNA. RefSeq lists its product as uncharacterized. The record is from RefSeq and is a predicted model, not a curated record. The transcript is spliced from 2 exons. Bases 1 to 189 code for a protein of 62 amino acids. Lineage: Eukaryota; Fungi; Ascomycota; Eurotiomycetes; Eurotiales; Aspergillaceae.
AUGUUUGUCCCAAUUCCAAGGAAGCGGAGCAAACUGGGAUAUGAUAUCGCUCCCUUCGCCUUGCUGCGGUUCUACAGCUCCGAAAUGAGCACGCGCGGCAAGUUUGCAUUCAAGAUGACUCGUGAGAAACACGAGAACAGCUUCGAGCAAAGCAUUGCUCGAGCUACCGACAUUUUAAGCGAGGUCUGA